AUGGUGACUCAUACCAACCCUGGCUCAGUGGCAAACUUCUCAUAUUGCCAUACUGACAUGAGGUUUGAGUCAGUGACCAUCAGUUUUGAUGAAGCUAUAAAAGGAUGGCAGGAAGGGUGUAGAUCAAUUGUUGGGCUUGAUGCUUGCCAUCUGAAUGGUAAAUGUGGUGGUGUGUUGAUGGCUGCAACAGGAUUAGAUGGUCAAAAUGGAUUGGUAACAUUAGGAAUCGGGGUUUACAGCUUUGAGACAAUUGAGAAUUGGAUAAUGUUUCUCACUUACUUGAGAGAUAAACUUAAUGCACAUCCAAAGCCUCUGACCUUCAUUUCAGACAGGCAGAAAGGGAUACUUGAAGGUGUUCAAGCUGUGUUCCCAGAAGCACAUCACAGAUAUUGUUGGAGGCACUUAUAUUCGAAUUUCAAGAAACAUUACAAGGGACAAAAAUUGUAUUCCUCACUAUGGAAUGCAGCAAAAUGUUACAAAAUCAAGCAUUUCCAGAAAUACAUGGAAGAGAUAAGACAGGAAAACCCCUUGGUUGUGAAGUACCUAGAAGAUGCUGGUGUUGAGUCUUGGGACAAACCAAUCUGUAAACUAUUAGACCUUUACAAUCAGAUGGUUAUGGGUCUUUUUCACAAGAGAAGGACGGAGAGUGCAACAUGGAAUCCUAAAAAAUUGGUUCCAAAAGCAAUGAAAUUGAUUAGGAAGAUGUUAAAGUUAGUUGGUGCAUUUGAUGUUCUACCAUAUGUUUUGGGAAAAUUAUAUGAGGUUGCAAAUCAUGAAGUUUACUGUUUAAAGUCAUUGAGACCAGAUUGGACAAAGUACUGCUCUAAGUAUUAUACUGUUGCUGCACACAGGGCCACAUAUGCACCAGCUAUUGCUCCAUUUACUGGAAAAGAUGACUGGCCUGAGUUGGAGGAACAUGAAAAGAUAGAGUUGCAGCCUGCUCUCAAGAUCAGGAAAACAGGAAGACCUAGAGUUAAGAGAAGGAGAGCAUGGGAUGAACCUAAAACACAGAGCAUGACUCAUUAUUGUGGCAUUUGUGGUUCAAAUGGUCAUAACAGAUCAACAUGUGAAUGUGGUGAUGUUGGUCAGAAUCUUAAGGCAAAGAGGCCAAGAACUCAAGUAGAUGGUGCUAACUUCACCAGUAGUCAAACACCUGCACCCAUUUCUGCAAAAGGUAAAGCUACAAAGAACCAGAAAAUGACUCAGGCAUUCUCAAGUGUUGGAUAUGUCCAACAAACAGUGAAGUAG
Messenger RNA from Papaver somniferum (opium poppy), 1248 nucleotides. RefSeq lists its product as uncharacterized. The transcript has 7 exons. Gene Ontology annotation, biological process: DNA transposition. The record is from RefSeq and is a predicted model, not a curated record. The coding region runs from base 1 to 1248 and encodes 415 amino acids. Lineage: Eukaryota; Viridiplantae; Streptophyta; Magnoliopsida; Ranunculales; Papaveraceae. Gene Ontology annotation, molecular function: DNA binding; transposase activity.